UUGGCCAUGGCCAGAGUGAAGGAGACAGGAUGAAUAUUAAGGACUUCCAGGUGUUUGUCAGAGACUCCCUCCAGCACAUUGACCUGAUGAAGGGACGACACCCCGACCUGCCAGUCUUCAUCAUUGGACAUUCUAUGGGUGGAGCUAUUUCCAUUCUGACGGCGUGUGAACGACCAAAUGACUUUGCCGGCGUGGCUCUGAUCGCUCCUAUGGUCAAGAUGAACCCAGAAUCUGCCACGCCCUUCAAGGUGUUCCUGGCUAAAGUCCUAAAUCACAUGGUGCCUAGUCUCUCUCUGGGCUCUAUUGAGUCUAAAUGGGUUUCACGGGACCAAAAACAGGUUGAGGCAUAUGACAAUGAUGAGUUGAACUAUCACGGUGGGAUGCGUGUGUCAUUUGGCAUGCAGCUGAUGGGCGCGGCGGCGCGGAUCGAGAGAGAGGUCCCUACCAUCACCUGGCCCUUCCUGCUUCUCCAUGGCGACGACGACAAGCUGUGUGACAUUAGAGGGUCUCAGAUGAUGUUUGACAUGGCCCAGAGCACGGACAAGAAGAUUAAGGUGUAUGACGGAGCAUACCACGCCCUGCACCAUGAACUCCCAGAGACAGCGGCGUCGGUGCUGAAGGAAGUCACUGGCUGGAUCUCUGAGCGUCUCUCUGUGUCUCCUUCUCAGGGCUCCUAGUCUCCUCCUCCUCUACACCCCCCAACCCACCCAACCCACUGUAUGACCUUUCUACAUUUGUACUGACAGCACAUACUCUACUGCUAGCCGACCAGUAGCGUCCAUUUGCAGUACAAAUGUAGUUAACUGCACCUUACCCCAGCCCUGUGCUAGUCAGUCACUUCAAAGCUCUUGGUCCUCUGGGGAGAAGAGGAGGGUGAGAGGUCAGGAGAAGAGGAGGGUGAGAGGUCAGGAGGCCCACAGGAGGUUACCUUAAGGUCAACUUGUCAGUGACCUUUGACCGCCAUGGCCAGUGUAGGGACGUCCUGAUUUUCUAGGCUGUACAUUGGGGACAACAGCUGUGCCCCAGCUGCCAGGCGGCAGUUCAUAGUACAUAUAUCAGCCAUGUCUCCCUGUACUGAGUUCAAAGAGAACCAUGCUGAGAGCUGGGCCAGGCGCAAUUCACAGAGGUAUUUUCUUUCUCCUUUGUAACCACAGUGAUCAAUAGGCCAACAAAAACAUGUUGAAUUCCCCCAGGCUGAGGUGUUCCCUUUUGUGUGUUGUCAUGGAGACAACUGGCCUUUGUUAUCCCCACCGUAUCUCAGAUCCUUUGUUCAUAGUCAAACAUUUUGGACUUGUUUGAACACCCUACUUCCCAGACUGCCAGACUGCUGCCACCAGUGAUCAUCUAUCAGAACUGCAGGGUAUAGGUGGCUGCACCCCAAGACUGAAAAGUUGCCGGUUACUAUGGCAACACCUCAGAAAACCCCAAUGAAAAAAAUGCUGAAUCCAUUAGAGCGCCACACUAAGGUGAGGCAUGCUGUGAAUCAUUAUACAGUACAUGCUGUGUACAGACAAAGGCGUCACUUCGCUGCAGUUUUCUCUGUAUUGAUAUAGAUGACAGGGCCUCAAUGCACCACCUGCAACCUCACCAUUUAUCUGUGUUUCUCCAUAGUCUGCAUUGCUAAGGACUAAUACAGAUUUUAAUGUGUAAUGUAAAAUAUCCAUGUUACUGAUAUUCCUCCUAUUUUGAAUGGUGGAAGUUGUUUUGUAAGGGAAAGACUGUUGAAUCCAAUUGGCCGAUGCGUUGAGCAUUUAAUAAAGUGAAAUUCAAUUGGCUA
Messenger RNA from Coregonus clupeaformis (lake whitefish), 1777 nucleotides. Its product is annotated as monoglyceride lipase. The record is from RefSeq and is a predicted model, not a curated record. Gene Ontology annotation, molecular function: lipase activity. Lineage: Eukaryota; Metazoa; Chordata; Actinopteri; Salmoniformes; Salmonidae. Gene Ontology annotation, cellular component: membrane.